AUGGCAAGGAUGUUGCGAUAUUUCAAGCGCAAGAUUGAACAGUGGCAGGUCAUCACAGACGUGAAUUAUCUGGCAUGGACGAAACUUCUGGGCGCACAGAUCGCCGAGAUGGAGCAGGAUCAGACCGCCGCUCUUCGUUUCUAUGAAGAGGCAAUAGACCACGCUUCGAUGCAUGGGUUUGCUUUCGAAGAGGCCCUUAGCCAACAUUUGUUAGCUGAAUAUCUGAUGCGUGAGAGAUCUUCACGAUUAGGCACACUGGCUCUGAAGGAGGCAGUUAGACUCUACCGACGAAUUGGGGCGACGGGGGUGGCUGAUCACAUUCUGCAUUCCCAUGGUCAGGAGCAGCAGACAACGGCAACGGUACGGGAGAUCGCUACUCAAACCGAAUCAGACGACAUCACGACACGGAUUGGCCCUCGGGUGUCUGAUGUUGGGAAUGACGAGAUAUCAAGUACCGGAGGACCCGCGGCAGAGCGUGUCCUUCACAUCCUAGAUCUCACCACCAUCCUCGAAGGCUCCCAGGUGAUAUCUAGCGUUCUAAAGGUCGAUGACCUACUUCGGACGAUGUGCAAAAUCAUCAUGCAGAGCUGCCAUGGCGUUGCUACCAUGGCGGCCAUUAUCACCAAGGAGGACCUGAACCUUGGGUGGGCUGUGGCAGCCAGUGGCGACGCAACUGGUAACAUAAAAGUACAUGAUCCUCCGACACUGGUUGAACGCUCCCAUCUUGUCGCGGAAAGUAUUGUGAAUUAUUGCGUGCGCUUUCGCGAGGCGGCGUAUUUGCCGGAUGUCUUGCAAGAUCCGCGAUUCAGCUACGUGAGUGAAGCAUGGGCGGGUCAGAAUGCCGUCAACAAAUCAGUCGUGGCGUUACCCAUCUCUUACGGUGGUGAAGAGAAUGAGCCCAUCGCGGUUCUGUACCUGGAGGGACCACCCAACGCUUUCUCGUAUCGCAAUCGCGUCGUUCUACAGUUGCUCGUCGUCCAACUUGGAAUUAGCUAUUCCAAUGCACUGACUCUCCGGGAAGUGGAACGGGUGUCCACCAUCAACCAAUCUAUGGUAGAUGUCCAGAAAAAGGCAUUGGCGGAAGCGAUGGAGGCCGAACAAAAGGCGAACAUCGCUACAUCGGAGGCUCUGCGUCAUGCCCAGCUUGCCGAAGAGGCCGUCAAGGCUAAAAGCAUCUUUUUGGCCAAUAUAUCCCACGAGCUUCGAACGCCACUCAAUGGGGUUAUUGGGAACUCGGAGCUAUUGCUCACCAGCCCACUAUCGGAGCAGCAAUUGGACAUGGCUGAUUCGAUCCGCAUGUCGGCGAACCUCCUGCUCACCGUGAUCAAUGACAUCCUCGACUUCUCCAAAAUUGAAGCGAACAAGGUGCAGUUGCAUAUCAUCUCCUUUGAUGUCGAAAAAAUGGUCAGAGAAGUCGCUCGCUCAAUGCCGACUGGCUUUGGGAACAAGCAGGGAUCCGACAAUGUCCGCAUGAUACAAGAUGUCAGCCCACCCUCAACCCAUGUCUUUGGGGAUCCCGUGCGAAUGAAGCAGAUUCUGGGCAACCUAGUCAGUAACAGCCUGAAAUUCACAAAGACAGGAUCCAUUACAAUAGGAUCCAGGGCAGACGAUGAGACUGAGGAUUCUGUUCGUCUUUCUUUCUGGGUGACAGACACGGGUAUUGGCAUCCCACCUCGGCUCGUACAGCACCUUUUCAAGCCCUUUACGCAGGCUGAUGCCAGCACCGCGCGCCGAUUCGGCGGCAGUGGUUUAGGCCUCAGUAUCUGCAAAUCCCUGGUAGAUCUGAUGGGGGGCACCAUCGAGCUCAAGAGCGCCGAAAACGUUGGCACGACUGUCUCUUUCUCGAUUACCGUGCCGAAGGUCACACCCGGCGGAUCAGGGACUGCUACUCCAAACACACUUCUGGACAGCUCUGGAGACCUCUCCAAUGAAGCAGCCCCGGCUUGCCUUGAUGUGUCUCAUGUCCCCCUCUCCGACCUCCGCGUCUGCAUCGCGGAAGAUAACUUGAUCAAUCAGAAAAUCACGGUGCAAUUCCUUAAGAAGCUAGGAUUUGUCCAGGUAGAUGCCUACAAUAACGGUCUUGAGGCCGUGGAGGGUAUCCAGAAGCAAGCUCGUGCGGAGCAACCGUACCACAUGGUCCUGAUGGAUGUCCAAAUGCCUGUCAUGGACGGAUAUGUUGCCACACGUCGUCUGCGCAGUGAUCCGAUGGAUGCUGUGAGGCAUAUCCUGAUUAUUGCUCUCACAGCUUCGGCAAUCCAGGGCGAUCGAGAGAAGUGUCUGGAAUCAGGGAUGAAUGAUUAUCUGGCGAAACCGAUCGUUUUGGCAGGGUUGAAAAAGAAAUUGAAUGCAUAUCUACAGAUUCAUUAA
Penicillium maclennaniae is the source of this 2367-nucleotide messenger RNA. RefSeq names its product GAF domain-containing hybrid sensor histidine kinase/response regulator. The record is from RefSeq and is a predicted model, not a curated record. Bases 1 to 2367 code for a protein of 788 amino acids. The transcript has a single exon. Gene Ontology annotation, molecular function: protein binding; phosphorelay sensor kinase activity. NCBI's taxonomy places the organism in Eukaryota, Fungi, Ascomycota, Eurotiomycetes, Eurotiales, Aspergillaceae. Gene Ontology annotation, biological process: phosphorelay signal transduction system; phosphorylation.